GCCAUAGCCCCACCCGUCUUCCCGGCCUAGCCGGGCCGCUAGCCCUGUCAGAUACCUCCCCGGCCCCUUGAUUCUCCGCGUCUUCCUCGCAGGCCAGCCUAAUCUCAGCCUGCAUUGCGCCCUCCCGGCCUAGAGUGUCGCUGUACCGGCCUCCGAGCUCCACACAGACAAGUCCAGAGCUCGGGCGGGGGCAGGAGACGGAGCUGAGCGGCGGGGGGCGGUGUCGCCUCGGUCUAGGGACGGCGGCGGAGUCGGUGGUCCCCGCGCGAUGGCCACCUCGGUGUUGUGCUGCCUGCGGUGCUGCAGAGACGGCGGGACUGGCCACAUCCCUCUGAAGGAGAUGCCGGCCGUGCAGCUGGACACGCAGCACAUGGGAAUCUGGGGUAUUGGUGUUGCAACUCAGAAGGUUAACUUGAAUCAGAUUCCUCUUGGCCGAGAUGUGCACAGUCUGGUGAUGAGAAAUGAUGGAGCCCUUUACCACAACAAUGAAGAGAAAAAUAGGCUGCCAGCAAACAGUCUUCCGCAGGAAGGAGAUGUGGUGGGUAUUACUUAUGACCAUGUCGAAUUAAAUGUAUACUUGAAUGGAAAAAACAUGCAUUGUCCAGCAUCAGGUAUACGAGGGACAGUGUAUCCAGUUGUUUAUGUUGAUGACAGUGCAAUUUUGGAUUGCCAGUUCAGUGAAUUUUAUCAUACGCCUCCACCUGGUUUUGAAAAAAUAUUAUUUGAACAGCAGAUCUUCUGAAUGUAUUUGUUCUUAAAACUUGUAUUUCUGCACUGUUAAAAAAUGUUCAUCAUUUAAUAAAACUUUACUUGGCCUAUAGAUGAAAAUAUAUUCUUAAAAAUAUGCUUGUUGAUGCUGUCUAAGGAACCAGUGUAUUCAGUAUGCCACUCUGAAGUUGUGAUUUAAAAUACUUUAUGUUUUGUGAAAUGAAAAUAAGCAUUUGGGCAGUUUAUUUAAUUCUUAUUUAAAUAAAUAGAAUUAUGGGUUUAAUUAACAGUAUAACAUGACUAUAUAUACAUAUAUAUUUAAAGGGGACUCUUUCUUACAUAAUAUAUUUGUUUUGAUAGAGAUGUAGAGUUGGGUGGGUGUUUUUGUCAUUCUGAAGUUUAGACCUCAUUAAAUAUUUGAGGUCUGCAGUUGGAUAAUUUUGCCGCUUAGUGUCCUUUUUUAUAUACAAUAUAACAAAGUGAGAGAAAUUUAUAUUAUUGGCAAUUUCAUUUUUGGCAAUCUAUUUCUGUAUCAUGUGCCACUUUUCUUAAAACUUAAAUUGCUUAUUUUGUUAUGUAAUGUCAUUGCUUUUCAUUUGCUUUGUGAAAGGAGAUAAACGUUUCAGUAAUUGUCAGAGCAUUUUGUUGCCUCAGGCUGUGUUACCUCAAUUUCAGAGUAAGUAGUGGUUGAUUAGUAAUGUAGUGUACACUGGCAGACAUCUAGAAUAGUAUGAUGCUUUACAUUUAAAUGAGGUUAUUCUUUUAAGGACUUUUAUUUGUAUGUUUUCUGUAAGGAAUAAUAAAAUAAUUAUAAUUAAGGAAUAUACCGUACUAUAUUAAACACAUUCUAACUAUUUUGUUAGUUAUACACUAAAUUCACAUCACCUGUGAUUAUUUCAGUUCAGAGAUAAGUGAAUCCCCUUCAUGACCCUGAGUCUUUGCCUUGUUCUUAAGAAUCACUGUCCUUUAGUUAACGCCCUGUGACCUGAACCAAUCACUCUAUACAUCUUUAGAUACGUUGUCUGUUUUCAAAUGAGCAUGGCAAAGAUGCAUACAUUUCCCUCCUUUUAUCAACUAGAAACAGUACAUUGUUCAGGAAAACAUGGGUGUUAGAAUUAGAAAGAGAUCCAAAUUGUAGUUUUGCUGCUCAUCCUAUUUUCUCCUCUCCAAGUCUCAGAUUCCCAUUUAUAAAAGGAGCAAUCAUACUGACAUAAGAUUCUAUGAUUAAAUAAGGUAAUACAUAUAUAACACCUUAAUAAUCAUAGGCACUUGCGCCAGGUGCAGUGGCUCACGCCUGUAAUCCCAGCACUUUGGGAGGCCGAGGCGGGAGGAUCACAAGGUCAGGAGAUCGAGACCAUUGUGGCUAACAUGGUGAAACCCUGUCUCUACUAAAAAAAAUACAAAAAAAAAUUAGCCAGGUGUGGCUGGCGGGCACCUGUAGUUCUAGCUACUCUGGAGGCUGAGGCAGGAGAAUGUCUUGAACCCGGGAGGCGGAGCUUGCAGUGAGCCGAGAUUGCCCCACUGCGCUCCAGCCUAGGCGACAGAGUGAGACUCUGUCUCAAAAAAAAUAAACAAAUAAAAAUCAUAGGCACUUAAUAAGUGUAGUUUCCUGGAUGGUAAAGCAUCAGGGAAAGUGGUGUUUUUUUUUUUUCUUGUUUUUUUUUGAGACGGAGUCUCACCUUGUCACCGAGGCUAGAGUGCAAUGGCGCAAUCUCGGCUCACUGCAACCUCUGCCUCCCAGGUUUAAGCGAUUCUCUUGCCUCAGCCUCCCGAGUAGCUGGGACUACAGGUGCCUGCCACCACGCCCGUGUAAUUUUUGUAUUUUUAGUAGAGAUGGGGUUUCACCAUGUUGGCCAGGCUGGUCUCAAACUCCUGACCUCAUGAUCCACCUCCCUCGGCCUCCCAAAGUGCUGGGAUUAUAGGCAUAAGCCACCGUGCCCGGCCAGAAAGUGGUUCUCAUGAUGCGCCUCAGACCGGCAACAUCAGCAUCACUGGAACUUAUUAAAAAUGGACACUCUCAGAACCCACCCCAGACCCACCAAAUCAGUUUGAGAACUGCUGUUCAGUAGAGAAUUAUUUGCCUACUGUAAAUUUUCUAAGGCUUUAUGAUGGGCUAUUUUUGACCCAUAGGCUCAGAGAAUCCUGUAAAAUCCUUUUUUAUUGUUUAUUCGGCAAACAAAAAUGUGACAAUAUGCUUUGAAAACAUAGAUAUACUUGAGUAACAUUUAUUUACAUAAAUCUCAAAUUUUACUUCUGAAGGUAUAUGAAAUUUAGCUAUGUAUGUAUUAUGCAUUUUGUCUGGCUUUCUAUCAUAAUUUUAAUUUGUAAAGCAUGUGCUUACUUGGGAAAGCAAAUUAAAGUGACUACUGUUUGCUAUCGUUA
This is a messenger RNA of Symphalangus syndactylus (siamang), 3090 nucleotides long. RefSeq names its product SPRY domain containing 7 (gene SPRYD7). Gene Ontology annotation, molecular function: protein binding. Lineage: Eukaryota; Metazoa; Chordata; Mammalia; Primates; Hylobatidae. The record is from RefSeq and is a predicted model, not a curated record.